AAUAUGGACUUAUUGAAGCUGCUCCUAUAUUCAAAUGGGCUGGCGUACUGCUCAGUGCACAAACACAACACCUCUUUCUUGAAUUCAUUUCCAUCUUUUGACGAACAUACAAAAUGGAAAACGAAAUUGUUUGCAGAUGAAAAUCAAAGCUGGGCUUAAAAGGAAUCUCCUUCGUAUAUCCAUGAAAGUGAAACCCCAACUUGAAAUUUUCUUUUUCUCGGUUACGGCUGCUUUUUGUUUUUUGUUGCAACUUGCAAUUCAUCCCUACAGGUGCAAAUUAAAGAAACAAUUGUUUAUCUUAUCCAAAACCAUAAUUUUCCAAUAAAACAUUCAUACCCACAAGGUGAAUUCCGUCAUUUCAGAUGAAACAGCAUUGAUCUACCAAACCUCUGUUCAGUAAGCUCUCAGUCGCCACUGGCUAGUGGCCGCUCACCAAAAGUCCAUAAUGAGACCCCAAGUCCCCUCUUUCGUAAUCUUCACUAUCUUUGCUCUGCUUGUCUUCCGAGCUGCCUCAACUCAGCCUCCAUUCUCUUGUGAUCCAUCAAACCCAUCAACAAGCUCCUACCUUUUUUGUAAAACCACACUACCCAUCAGCCAAAGAGCCAGGGACCUUGUCUCUAGACUCACAUUAGGUGAGAAGAUUUCCCAACUCGUUAGCUCAGCUCCACCGAUUCCACGACUCGGUAUCCCGGCGUAUGAGUGGUGGUCCGAGGCAUUACAUGGGGUUGCCAAUGUGGGACGUGGCAUUCAUUUUGAAGGCACUAUCCGUUCCGCCACUAGCUUCCCUCAAGUCAUCCUCACUGCCGCUUCUUUUGAUGCCUACCAAUGGUAUCGCAUAGGUCAAGUGAUUGGAAGAGAAGCAAGAGCAGUGUACAAUGCAGGGCAAGCUACAGGGAUGACAUUUUGGGCACCAAACAUUAACAUAUUUAGGGACCCGAGAUGGGGUAGAGGGCAAGAGACGCCUGGGGAGGAUCCCUUGGUGACAGGGAAAUAUGCAGUUUCAUAUGUGAGAGGAGUUCAGGGGGAUUCUUUUCAGGGAGGGAAGCUUAAAGGGCAUCUUCAAGCUUCAGCUUGUUGUAAGCAUUUUACUGCUUAUGAUUUAGACAAUUGGAAGGGUGUGAACCGCUUUGUGUUUGAUGCUCGUGUUACUGUGCAAGAUUUAGCAGACACCUAUCAGCCACCAUUCCAGAGUUGUGUUCAGCAAGGAAAAGCAAGUGGCAUCAUGUGUGCUUACAAUAGAGUUAAUGGAAUCCCGAGCUGCGCAGAUUUCAAUCUCCUUUCCAGAACUGCUAGAGGGCAAUGGGAUUUUCAUGGGUACAUCACAUCUGACUGUGACGCGGUUUCCAUCAUCUACGAUGAUCAAGGGUAUGCUAAAUCACCAGAAGAUGCUGUGGUUGAUGUGCUUAAAGCUGGCAUGGAUGUCAACUGUGGAUCAUACUUGCAAAAACACACCAAAGCAGCUGUGGAGCAGAAAAAACUGCCUGAAUCUGAAAUAGACAGAGCCCUUCACAACCUCUUCUCUGUAAGAAUGAGGUUAGGACUUUUCAAUGGAAAUCCAGCGGAACAACCUUUUAGCAACAUUGGUCCUGACCAGGUCUGCUCCCAGGAGCACCAGAUACUAGCCCUCGAAGCAGCUCGCAAUGGCAUUGUCCUCUUGAAAAACUCUGCAAGACUCCUCCCACUUACAAAAUCUAGGACCAUGUCCCUUGCUGUAAUUGGCCCUAAUGCCAAUUCUGCACAAACAUUUCUUGGAAACUAUGCAGGCCCUCCAUGCAAAUCUGUAACGCUAUUGCAAGCACUGCAAGACUACAUCAAAAACACUAUUUAUCACCCAGGGUGUGAUACAGUUCAAUGCUCUUCAGCUUCCAUCGACAAGGCAGUUGACAUAGCAAAAGGGGCGGACCAUGUGGUACUGGUAAUGGGACUCGAUCAAACUCAAGAGAGGGAGGAACUUGAUCGUGUAGACUUGGUGCUGCCAGGGAAGCAACAAGAUCUCAUCAUCAAUGUUGCAAAAUCUGCAAAGAAUCCAAUUAUUCUAGUGCUUCUUUCCGGAGGUCCAGUUGAUGUAUCUUUUGCCAAGAAUGACAAUAACAUUGGAAGCAUUCUCUGGGCUGGUUAUCCUGGUGAAGCUGGUGGGAUAGCACUUGCAGAAAUCAUAUUUGGUGAUCACAAUCCAGGAGGGAGAUUACCAAUGACCUGGUAUCCACAAGAAUUUGUCAAAGUACCAAUGACAGAUAUGAGGAUGCGACCUGAUUCCUCUUCAGGCUAUCCUGGCCGAACAUACAGAUUCUACAAAGGCCAGAACGUUUUUGAGUUUGGUUAUGGCCUCAGCUACUCGAAGUACUCUUAUGAACUCAAGUCUGUGACCCGAAACAAAUUCUAUUUAAAUCAAUCUUCAACAGUGCAUGUAAUUGACAACUCAGACUCUGUGCGCUCCACAUUGGUCUCUGAGUUGGGCACAGAAUUCUGUAAGGAAAGUGAGUUCUCAGUUAGAGUUGGAGUGGAGAACCAAGGGGAGAUGUCCGGUAAGCAUCCAGUAUUGCUAUUUGUGAGACAACCAAGGCAUGGAAAUGGGAGGCCAAGGAAACAGUUGAUUGGAUUCAAAAGUGUGAUACUAAGUGCAGGGGAAAGAGCUGAAAUUGAAUUUGAACUGAGCCCUUGCGAGCACUUCAGCAGAGUUAAUGAAGUUGGUCUGAAAGUGAUGGAAGAAGGAACGCAUUUCUUGGUUGUAGGAGGUGAUAAGUUCCCAGUUUCCAUCAUAGUCUGAAAAGGAGAUUUACGUCUUCAAAAAAUAAAAUUCAAAUAUCUUAAUUGUGUUGGUACCGUUACAAUGAUGAAUGAGCCCAGAAAAUGGGUCAGGUACCAAGUAAGAAAAUUAUGUAUUUAAGAAACAUAAAGAUACAUCGUACGUCCUACUUUAUAAUAGAAAUUGUAUGUUAACUGUUAAGUUUCA
Messenger RNA from Hevea brasiliensis (rubber tree), 2953 nucleotides. Its product is annotated as probable beta-D-xylosidase 7. The record is from RefSeq and is a predicted model, not a curated record. The coding region runs from base 446 to 2767 and encodes 773 amino acids. The transcript has 6 exons. Gene Ontology annotation, molecular function: alpha-L-arabinofuranosidase activity; xylan 1,4-beta-xylosidase activity. Gene Ontology annotation, cellular component: plant-type cell wall. Gene Ontology annotation, biological process: xylan catabolic process; arabinan catabolic process. Lineage: Eukaryota; Viridiplantae; Streptophyta; Magnoliopsida; Malpighiales; Euphorbiaceae.